Symbiodinium pilosum is the source of this 929-nucleotide messenger RNA. NCBI's taxonomy places the organism in Eukaryota, Dinophyceae, Suessiales, Symbiodiniaceae. The record is from the annotation of a GenBank genome assembly.
AUGAUCCGUUUCUUCAUCGGCUGUGCUGGCGCGACGUUUGUCACCAACCAGUUUUGGUGCUCCUUGAUGUUUGCCCCGAAUGUCAUCGGAACUGCAAACGCCACAGCCGCUGGAUGGGGCAACCUUGGUGGUGGUGUCACGCAGAUUUUUAUGAUGAGUGUCCUCUUCAACCCGAUGGUUGAGUCUGGCAUGGCCCCGGAUACGGCUUGGCGAGUGGCCAUGAUCGUGCCCUCAGUGAUGUUCCUCCUCUGUGCACUAAGCAUGAAGCUUCUUUGCUGGGACACCCCCACAGCCAAGCGUUUCGACGUGUCCGUCACGGGCAAGACCCAAAAGCCUUCCUUGAUGGAUUAUUGUGACGUGCUCAAGGACAUUCGUGUGGUUGUUAUGAUUUUCCAAUAUUCAGCAUGCUUUGGAGCUGAACUCGCGAUGAACAAUCAGUUAGCGACGCACUUUCGCACGUACUUCCAGAUGGCGGCAGCAGAUGCUUCUGCAUUGGCGGGCUCUUUCGGCUUGAUGAACCUUUUCGCCCGUAGUUUGGGAGGCAUCACCUCCGACCUGCUCUUUAAGAAGUUCGGCUUCCGCGGCCGCAUUUGGGCGCAGUUCUUGGCUCUCUUUUUUGAGGCCAUCUUCCUAUUCUGCUUCGGACUUGUGGAUAACAGCCAGCCGUGGUAUGUUGCGCUCGCAGUUCUGUUGUGCUUCAGUUUGUUCGUGCAGAUGGCAGAGGGUACAUCUUAUGGCAUUGUGCCAUUUAUGAACAAGCAACAAUUGGCCAUUGUGUCUGCGCUAGUGGGUGCGGGUGGAAACCUGGGUGCCGUCAUUGCUGGGUUUGGCUUCUACCGCCCUAUCGAAGAUGCGUUGCUGCCCUUCCAGGUGCAUGCCGGCUACGUGAUGUUUUGGGCACUUGCGAGCCCAUGCUACUACUGGGCGGA